This is a messenger RNA of Exophiala aquamarina CBS 119918, 1380 nucleotides long. RefSeq lists its product as uncharacterized. Lineage: Eukaryota; Fungi; Ascomycota; Eurotiomycetes; Chaetothyriales; Herpotrichiellaceae. The coding region runs from base 1 to 1380 and encodes 459 amino acids. The transcript has a single exon. Gene Ontology annotation, molecular function: pyridoxal phosphate binding; transaminase activity. The record is from RefSeq and is a predicted model, not a curated record.
AUGGGUUCUCUAUCAACGCCCGAUUCCACUGUUCUACAAGCCGCUCUUGAAGAAGCGCACACCACUUACACAAACAGCAAUUCUCUAUCGCGGAAACUCAAUCGAGAGGCGGCUCAAUUUCUCCCAGGAGGCAACACCCGCACUGUCUUACACGCCACACCCUUCCCUCUCACUGUCUCAUCGGGUUCUGGUCCCACACUCACCACCCUCGAUGGCCACACCUACGUGGAUUUCUUGGGCGAGUACACCGCCGGCAUAUACGGACACAGUCAUCCCGUCAUCAAAGCCGCUCUGCAAGAUGCCUUGGAGAAGGGCUGGAAUUACGGAGCUCACAAUGCCCUGGAGGCCGAGCUCGCUCGUAUCAUCACCGACCGCUUUCCAGCCCUCGAACUCGUCCGUUUCGUGAACUCGGGCACAGAAGCGAACAUGAUGGCCCUCGCCACUGCCCUGGCCUACACAGGCAAGAAGAAAGUCCUCGUCUUCGAGAAAGGAUACCACGGCUCCACCAUCUCUGGGCGCACUCCCUCAACCAAGAAAUCCAUUAACUUACCCCAUGAUUUCCUGGUCGCCACAUACAAUGAUCUCGAAGGCACACGGGAUUUGAUUGAUUCCUUGCCAAACGACUCUCUCGCCGCCAUUCUCAUCGAGCCCAUGCUUGGUUCUGGCGGCUGCUACCCGGCCACGCACGAGUUUCUAGCACUGCUCCGCCGUCUGGCCACCGAGAACAAAGCGCUCCUGAUCUUCGAUGAGGUCAUGACUUCUCGCUUGACAUAUCAUGGUCUCGGAGCCGUCACAGGAGUCACCCCGGACCUCAUGACACUGGGAAAAUGGGUCGGUGGAGGCAUGUCAUUUGGCCUGUUCGGCGGCAGGCGGGACAUCAUGCAGCUCUAUGACCCCCGCUCCGGCAGCCUCGAGCACCCGGGGACCUUCAACAAUAACAUCUUCACCAUGAGCGCCGGCGUCGCGGGCUGCAACUUUCUGACCGCAGACAAGAUCGACGCCCUAAACCAUCUCGGCGACGUGCUGCGCUCCAAGGUCGAAGACAUCUUUACCGCUCGAGACAUCUCCAGCGGAACUGGAGCCGGCACCGCUCUGCCUACCCGCCCCGUCACAGACGACAUGCACUCACCCUCACAUCCACAACGCCCUCCGAAAAUGUUCAUACGGGGCGUUGGCUCCUUAAAUGCCAUCCACUUCGUCGGCCCUGACAGGGACGUCCUGCAGGGACUGUUCUACCAUCACAUGCUCCAGAACGGCAUUUUCAUGGCCCAGAGGGGCUUUACGGCCCUGAAUGUUCUAAUCACUGAUGAGCAUGUGGACGCUUUUGUGCGCGCGGUGGACGCCUUCGUUGGGAAAUGGGAGGCCAGUCUAAGGUGGUGA